CUAGAAAGUUAAUUAAAGUACUUUUAUAAUCCUAAUUUCGUUCAUUUUUGUUAAAUUAUUUGAUUGUGUUGUGUUUGUAGGUUGGCGGCAGUGAUCAAAACACAAAAUAUGGCAGAUACGUCAAAAGCUCAAAAAUUGGCAUCUGCUAAAAAAAGGUUUAAAGAGCUCAAGGACCAGAAGAAAAAUGCCAGCACCGUUAAAAACGCCGAAAACCCCGAAACUAAUACGAGGACUACCCCCGUAGACAGCAUGACAAGUUCUACUCAUAGUUCAAUAACAACAGAGCAUGUAGCACAAGAAAAUCCUCCAAGCAACGCACAAAUAGUGAAUUAUUUCAGUGCUUCUCCAGUGCAGAACGUCUACGAACAACCUGCCGCCUUUUUUGAUAAUUUUAGUCAACCAAGUGCUGAGAGUAAUAAUUAUUUUAAUGUUCCUAGUUAUGCAAGCGAGAAUUUUUUUGACCAAAUUCCACAGAAUAACAUUAACACUGAGUAUGUAGCAGAUAAUUUUACUGUGGAACAACCAGAAAUAAUCCAAAACGAUUUAUAUCAAUCACAUGAAAAUGAAGGUCACCAAAACUUAAUUUCCAACCAAGAUAGCCAGAAUUUGAUGAGUUAUUUACAGGCUGGCACUACUGUGGACGAAAAUAAACAAGAAGUAACAUUACAUUCCAAUGUAGAAAGUUUAAAACAACUCUCAGAUCAAAUGGCAGAAUUAGUUGAUACGAACUGUGAAUAUGCAGUGAACACUUCAAUAACAGACUUGGAAAAGAGGAAUUUGGAGUUGGCAGCACUGUAUGAGCAAGAAAAAAUCAGGGGUAAUCAGUUAAAUACCGCGUUAAUAGAUUCGGAAAAUAGAAAUAGGGAUUUGGAGGUUAGGUUACAGCAAAAGGAUUUAAGUAUGGAUUUGCAGAUAAGUCAGGAAUUGGGACGGUUAAAAGAGGAGUUACAAUCAAGAAUACAAACCAUGGGGAUGUUGGUCGCUGAAAAUACAGAAUUAUCAGCGAAUUUAAGCCAGUUUGAGAUAACUACAAAACAGAAGACCAUAGAAUGUGAAGAAUUACAAGCUAGACUUAAGACUUCUAGAUCUCUAGUGGCUGAUUUAGAACGCGAAAUCAACAAUUUGAAGCUGGAAAAGUCGAAAAACGAUAACAUGGGUAAAGAACAUGUCAACACUUUUGAAAAACUCAACUUGGAGCUUAGGAAUGCUAAAGAAGUGAAUGAAGAAAUGCAUCAAGAUUUAUUAGAGGCAAAGGAAAAGCUUAAACACGCAACAGAGGAAAAUAUAACCCUCCAACAGCAAUUCCAAGAUGUCAGCAGCAAAUUGCACAUGGCCAAUAUAAAAAUACAGCAGCUGACAACAGGGGAAUCACACCAAGUCGACGGUCAGGUUGAGCAACUUACCAGCGCUAAAUUCGCUUUGGAAAAAGAGGUUGCCAACUUAAAUCAAACGCUGAAGACUUUGACGAAAGAGAGGGACGAAUCCAGUCAGCAGUAUCAGCAGUAUGCUGAACAGUUGAAUGGGCAGUUGUACAACUUAUCUACUAGGAUAGAACAGUUGCAGCAGGACAAUGAAAAUUUGGUGUUGCAGGAGCAAAACAGGAUUAAGCACAUAGGCGAUCUGGAGCGACAAUUGCAAAACCUACAGAACGACCACGUGAACUUCGCAACGCCGAAAUCAAGCAAUGAUGCCAACUUUAAGAACGAAUACGAAACAACAAAAGAACUCCUAGUCCAAACGCAAAUAGACAAAACCAACUUGGAGGAGAACGUCACCAAAGUCACCAACGAAAACGAAAUGCUACUGCGAGAAUUGAACGCCAAAAACGAAUCGUUGUCUCAGCUGGAAAGCAUGGUGGAACAAUUGAGGGGAAACCAACCGGACAGUGUAAAACUAUUGGCAACAAUGGAAAGCGACAAGGUUGCCGCUGCAAGAGCGGUCGCGCAGAAUAAGGAGCUGAAAUCGCAGAUGGACGGGAUGAACGAAGUUUUCGUGAAAUUGAACGAUGACAAGGUGGAACUGACGGAAAAACUCACCGUCGAGCAAAAAAGCAACAAAGAACUGUUCGACAAGCUCCAAAAGACCGAAAUAACCCUGCAAACUCUGGCCGACGCCAUAGAAAUUAAAGACAGAGAACUCUGCAAGCUAAGAGACAGCUCAACCAACCUGAACAAACAAGUUCUGCAGCAGGAACAACUCACCGACCGAUUGAGGCACUACGAGGCGCAUGAUCACAGCGCGCACGCGCUGCAAAGCGAGUUGCAGGAGGCCAGGAACACGAUCACUAGAUUGACGAACGAGUUAAACCAAGGCAAGCAAGGCACACUACAAGAAAACGGUGACACCAUGGAAUCUCUAAGAACUCGGUUAAGACAGUUGGAGGUGAAAAAUAAAGAGUUAGAAUGUGGCAACACUGAUUCGAUAAAUAACAAUGACGAGUUGGAUAAGGAGGUGGCAAUGAAAUAUUUGCAGGAUAAGUUUACAAGAACCAUGCAGGAUAUAGCGGAGUUGCAGGAUGAAAAACAAAGGUUGGAACAUUUGGUGGAUCAGCUUCAAACGGAAACUGAAACAAUUGGUGAGUAUGUGGCUCUGUACCAACACCAAAGAAUGGUUUUGAAGCAACGGGCUUUGGAAAAAGACCAGCAAUUAAAACAGCUGGCCAGUGAUAGAGAGCAGAUGAAAGAAAAACUGCACAAGCUAAAUUCUCUAAUACAUAAAGUGGUUAACAAUGAUGUGGCAGUUACAACCAGUGGUGAUUAUGUAAUAGAGCAAAAACAAGAGGAAAUAUCUGAAGGAAAAAGCCAGGAAACAGCCAAAGAAAUUAUUAAUCUGCUAUCUGAAAUCGAGACCAGCAAUUUGGUCCAACCAAAUAGUGAAGAGUUUCAUCAUUGUCCAUGGUGUCAAGGGAACUUAAUUACAGUUUAAUUAAUGAAAAAUAUCUUUAAAAAAACCCAAAGAUCUAAAUUUAAUUUUGGGACUUUAGAAACUGUUUUCAACUCAUUGUGACUUAUGUGAUUGUUAAAGGAAAUGUAAAUAUUGCUUAUUAAAUAAAUUUGUAUA
This is a messenger RNA of Brassicogethes aeneus, 3060 nucleotides long. The record is from the annotation of a GenBank genome assembly. NCBI's taxonomy places the organism in Eukaryota, Metazoa, Arthropoda, Insecta, Coleoptera, Nitidulidae.